AUGGAUGUUAGAGGCGGCCUUUGCCACGUCUACUUGGUCGGCGUCACUCACCUGUCCGAGGAAUCAACCAGACAAGUUCAAGCUAUAGUGAAAUUUCUGAAACCGCAGGUUGUCUUCCUAGAAUUGUGCGAGAGUCGGGUGGGACUGCUUGCCCUUAAGAAUCUUAAGGUACCCACUACGGACGAAAUGAUUACAAUGUUGAAGAAAAAACAUAAUAUGUUUGAAGUAAUUUAUAGUUGUGUCCAAGCCGAGGUUGCUAGUAAGCGUGGGGUCAUUCCUGGCUCUGAGUUUCGUGUGGCAUAUGAAGAAGCCAUCAAGUAUGGCGGGAGAGGAACACCUGGGGGUCGCCCCAUACAGGGUGAUGCUGAUGUUGAUAAGCUGGUUGAUGUACGGAUAGUUGUAGCUGUGUACUAUGUAGUGUGUAGUGACCAGUCGGGUCGUUACACUAAUAACUGA
Cajanus cajan (pigeon pea) is the source of this 456-nucleotide messenger RNA. The record is from RefSeq and is a predicted model, not a curated record. Lineage: Eukaryota; Viridiplantae; Streptophyta; Magnoliopsida; Fabales; Fabaceae.